AUCCCCAGCCAGGAGCCUCGCCUUUGACCAAAAUACCCCUCCCCCUCCCGUCUCAUCUCCUCCUCCCUCGCCGCCCCCUCUUCCCCCAUUGCCCCUCGCCUCCCCCAAUUCCCAGGCCUUCCUCUCUUUGCCCCCCGACUCUACCCCUGCGCGGCCUUCAAAUCAGCCCCGCGUCAGUCUACCCGCCCUUCCCUUUCGCGCGCAGCUCCCUCGCCGCGCCGGAGCGGGGCAGGAGCCGCGCCGCGCCGUGCGGUUGGAUUCGCUUCUUGGAUCUCGGCCUGGCCGGCUCGUCCCGGCGUUUCUUGGCGGUUUUUUCUCGGGGCCGAUGGCUGCGUGAAGGUUGGAUUAGGUUUCCGGUGGGUUGGCGCGCGAAAAAAUUGGAUCUUGGCGGGGUUCCAAGAGGCCGGAUUGCGCCGCCGCUCGGGCUGCCGGGACUGGGAAGGAAUCGCCGCUGCGAUUUCCGGUGGCUUUUGCGCUACUUGCCUUGGAGCACUAGGAGCUCUGUGUUUCUUGAUGCGGUGAUCGGCGAUGGCCAACCACGAGCUGGUCCUCGGGCACGGGCAGAACCCGGAGCUGGCGCUGGGGCAGAACCACCACGACUUCGGGCAGGACCAUGGUCUGGGCCUCGGGCACAGCCACGACCUCGGCCUCGGUCACCCGCACGAGCACGACCUCGGCCUCGGCCACCCGCACGACCACGACCUCGUCCUGGGCCAGUCGCACGAGCACGACCAUGACCAUGACCUCGGCCUCGGGCACCACCACGACGACAGCCACCAGCUGGUCCUCGGGCACGACCGCCACCACGGCCACGCCGGUGAGCUUGCUCUGAGGCAGGGCCAUGAGGGGGAUUCCAGCGUGCUGGACGGGCAGGGCCACCACCAUGACCUUGACCUGUCGGAGAGCCACGAGUUGACACUCGCCGAGACGCACCACCUGGGUGUUGAUCAGAACCUUGAUCAGCUCUCGCUUGAGCAGGCCCACGAGCUCGCGCUGCAGCCAGCACAUGACCUCUCGCAGGCGCCUCUUGCAGUCGCUCCUGUUGUCCAGUCGCGGACGAUGGUUGUGAGCCCUGAGUUUCAGCUCACGGUGGGGCAGGAGUUUCCAGAUGUCAUGAGCUGCCGCAGGGCCAUCCGCCACACUGCCAUCGCCUGCCACUUUGAGAUACAGACGGUGAAGUCUGACAAGACAAGGUUCACUGCUAAGUGUGCUGCUGAGGGCUGCCCGUGGCGCAUACAUGCUGCAAAGCUCCCUGCUGUACCCACUUUCUCCAUCAGAACUAUACAUGACAACCACAGUUGUGUGGGGAUCAACCAUCUUGGCCAUCAGCAGGCAUCUGUUCAGUGGGUUGCAAACACUGUCGAAGAGAGACUACGUGAUAACCCACAAUGCAAGCCCAAGGAAAUUUUGGAAGAAAUCCACAAGGCACAUGGGAUCACACUAUCCUACAAGCAAGCUUGGAGAGGGAAGGAGCGGAUCAUGGCAGCAGUUCGAGGGUCUUUUGAAGAAGGAUAUCGUCUCCUGCCUGAGUACUGUAGGCAAGUGGAAAGAACAAACCCAGGAAGCAUCGCUCGCGUCUAUGGGAACCCAGAUGACAACUGCUUUCGGCGACUCUUCAUAUCAUUUAAUGCAUCAAUAUGUGGUUUUGUGAAUGCAUGCCGUCCACUCAUUGGGCUUGAUAGAACCCUUCUGAAAAACAAGUAUCUUGGUACCUUGUUUCUUGCCACUGGUUUUGAUGGCGAUGGUGCUCUCUUUCCUCUGGCAUUUGGCGUUGUUGAUGAGGAAACUGAUGAGAACUGGGUAUGGUUUUUGUCCGAGUUGCAUGAAUUGCUGGAGAAGAACACUGAAAACAUGCCAAGGCUCACCAUCUUGUCAGAUAGACGGAAGGGUAUUGUUGAUGGAGUCGAGUUUAACUUCCCAACUGCAUUCCACGGGUACUGUAUGCGCCAUGUUAGUGAAACCUUCAAGAAAGAGUUCAACAAUUCGGUGCUUGUCAACCUUCUCUGGGAAGCUGCCCAUGCGCUGACUGUGAUAGAGUUUGAAACCAAGCUGCUGGAGAUAGAGGACACAUCACCAGAAGCUGUUGUUUGGAUAAGGCACCUACCUCCUCGUCUUUGGGCCACUGCUUACUUUGAGGGGACUAGGUAUGGUCACCUAACAGCAAACAUCACGGAGUCACAAAAUUCUUGGAUACUGGACGCUUCUGGGCUUCCUAUAAUUCAGAUGAUGGAGUGCAUCCGGCGCCAGCUAAUGACAUGGUUCAACGAACGGCGUGAAGCAAGCACGCAGUGGACAACUAUCCUGGUGCCCACAGCUGAGCGCCGUGUGCAAGAGGCCAUCGAGCGUGCACGGGGCUACCAAGUGGCCCGGGCCAACGAAGCAGAGUUUGAGGUGAUCUCGCCUCAUGAGGGAACGAACAUUGUGGACAUCCGCAACAGGUGCUGUCUGUGCCGCGGUUGGCAGCUCUAUGGCGCGCCAUGCGCUCAUGGCGUGGCGGCGCUCCUCUCCUGCAGGCAGAACGUCCACCGUUACACGGAGAGCUGCUUCACCGUGGCGACAUACCGCAAGACAUACUCGCAGACCAUACACCCUAUCCCUGACAGAACCCUCUGGAACGAAACGUCAGGUCAAGGCCAGGCUGAAGAGAGCAAGGUGGAGGUAAUCAUCAACCCGCCGAAGUCACUGAGGCCCCCAGGGAAGCCAAGGAAGAAGAGGGUCCGCGCAGAGGACCGUGGACGAAUCAAGCGAGUUGUUCACUGCAGCCGCUGCAACCAAACGGGACAUUUCAGAACUACAUGUGCUGCUCCUAUAUGAGCAAUGCCAUCAUACAGGCCGUGUUGGAAUUCUGAAAAUAGCUCAGAAUUCCUGUGAAAAGUUAGAACUUAGUGUCUAUUGUGCAAACUUCCUGCUUGCAGAUGGGCUCCUUUGGUUAUAUACUUAGAUACUGCUGUUGAUCUAUGCAAUAGUUUAUAAUGUUAAUCCAGUUAUAUUUCUCCUGCCAAACCAAGGGAAAUAGAGUAACUAUGUUCCCAAAUGUUGGAUAUAAGCAUUGCGAUACUCUUAUGUUGUAUCCAUCCCCAAGUAUGAGUUGUUGCCUGCUCGGUUGAUUGUAUCAUCAAUUUGUUUUGGCACUGAUCUUUCAUGUA
Molecule: messenger RNA, 3146 nt
Organism: Phragmites australis (common reed)
Lineage: Eukaryota; Viridiplantae; Streptophyta; Magnoliopsida; Poales; Poaceae
Exons: 2
Coding region: 529-2814 (761 amino acids)
Molecular function (GO): zinc ion binding
Source: RefSeq, a predicted model, not a curated record